Molecule: messenger RNA, 3784 nt
Organism: Macadamia integrifolia
Lineage: Eukaryota; Viridiplantae; Streptophyta; Magnoliopsida; Proteales; Proteaceae
Product: cinnamoyl-CoA reductase 1-like
Exons: 6
Coding region: 305-1195 (296 amino acids)
Molecular function (GO): oxidoreductase activity, acting on the CH-OH group of donors, NAD or NADP as acceptor
Source: RefSeq, a predicted model, not a curated record
GGACCGUUUGUGAUUGGUUUCUUUAUUAAUGGAAAAAGGAAUCAUGGCACCUUCCUUUGUAUUUUUGGUAUCUUUUAUAUUCUUCUCAACACAAUUAACAAUGGAAACUUUCCCUCGCUCAAAUGCAAAUUCCACACCGAAAGCUCUCGCCAUUUCUCUCUCUUAAAAGCAAAGUCCACCCUGAAAGCUCUCGCCAUUUCACUCUCUCUCUCUCUCUCUCUCUCUAAAAAGUAUUCUCCGACUUCCUUGUAACAAUACCAAAAAAAAAGUGUUUGGUUCUCCAAUAUUUGAAAUUUAAUCGUUAAUGGCGGAGAAGGGAAGAGUGUGUGUGACAGGCGCAGGAGGGUAUGUGGGGUCGUGGCUUGUAAAGCUUCUCCUUUCUAGGGGCUACAGAGUCCAUGGAACCCUAAGAGAGCCAGGGGAUGUAAAGAAUGCUCAUUUGAAGAAACUAGAUGAUUCCUUGGGGAACUUGCGGCUCUUCAAGGCAGAUUUGCUGGACUACAGCUCUCUUCACACAGCCAUUGCAGGAUGCGAUGGAGUAUUUCAUGUUGCAAGCCCAGUCCCUCCAGGAAUGGUACUGAAUCCUGAGGUAGAACUUAUUGAACCUGCUGUUAAUGGUACACUAAAUGUACUCAAGGCAUGUUCUGAAACAAAAGUAAAAAGAGUUGUGGUUGUGUCAUCUAGAGGUGCUGUUGCCAUGAAUCCAAACUGGCCAAAGAAUCAGGUUAUGGAUGAAACAUGCUGGUCUGACAAGGAAUACCUUAGGGAAAUCAAGAAUUACUAUCGCCUUUCCAAAACUGUAGCAGAAAGUGAGGCUUGGGAUUAUGCAAAGAGAAGUGAGCUCAAUGUAGUAACUGUUUGCCCGUCUCUGGUUAUCGGGCCAAUGCUGCAAUCUACACUAAAUGCUAGUAGUUGGACUCUUUUCAGGCUUUUGCAAGAUGGAUCGAAGUCUGUGGAAAACAAGGUCCAGAUGAUCGUAGAUGUCCGUGAUGUAGCUGAAGCACUGCUGCUGGUAUAUGAGAAGCUUGAAGCAGAAGGGAGAUACAUUUGUACAGCACACAUGAGCAAAACAAUGGACUUGGUGGACAAGCUGAGGCGCUUAUAUCCUAACUACAGCUAUCCAAAGAACAAGAAAAGGCCUACUCUAAUCAUAAGGGCGUUAAUGCCCCAUGCAACCAAGCAACGGCUGAGCUAGCUGAUCGUAGACCACCCACCUUAGACAAAGAAGGAAAUCCCUCGGCAAACAAGCAACAGAUUUCUUGCUUCCUUUAUUUGGUCUGCCUGAAGCAACAAUCAAAUAGGACAGCUAGCAUGAGUCCUGAACUCAAGGAAUUCUCCAGAGCGAGGCUCCAUCAUUGACUUACCGUAGCCGUUUUCUUGUUCCCUAUAUUCAGUUGCUUUCACAGUCCGGCCUUCUACUAACUGAAAAUAUGAUUUCAAGGAGAGCGUAAGCUUGCAAAAGAAUGGUUGUUUUUUGAGAAACAAGAAAAAAAAAAAUGCAAUAGGAUGAACAGAAUAAAGGAAAGUGUGUGCAUAAGUUUGGCUGAGCAAGAAGUGCAAUGAGUUGGCCAAGAAUGUAAGAGCGUUGAGAAGUUUACCAGUGUGAGGUGAGUAGCUUGAUGAAGAUGUUGGCCAGCUUGAAGCUUCUGGGCUCCAAGGAAGUUUAUUGUGGAAGAGCAGAGCUGAUUGUAUGGGAUAACAUGGUUGAGCUUUGUUGUCAAACAAAGCAUGUUGAUGAUUUGACAUAUAACUAGGCUGGAAGACCAAGGAAUCUAUGGAGAUUUUGUAGCCACCAUGGGUGUUGUGAGCCGCUGCAUGAGGAAGUCCGCAAAUGAGGUAGACUGUAAUCCAUGUUAUCCAUAGGCAGUGAGCAAUGGAGGCAAGGAUGGAAAGCAUGGAGUAGUUGGCAUCAUCAUGAGUGGCAGUUAUCAGAUGUGUUUGACAUGAUGAGGAGGCAGGUGCAAGUCCUAGAGUGCAUGAGGUGAUGUUACUUGAUGGAGUUGAGAAGGUGGAUGCUUUGGUUGAAGUAAGUAGAUUUUAGGUUUCAUGUCAGGCGAGUAGAUUGAAUGAGUUGUAUCUUCUCUUAUGUUGGUCGGACCAUUAAUUCGUAUGCAUGAGAUUUUAAGGAAAUCAAGUCGGCUUUUAGUGGAAACUGGAAUUAUGUUUAUUGGAUCUCAGGGUUAAAAGUUAUGGUUCGAACAUUAUGAAUGACAUGGGAGUUCAGAACUUUGUUCCUGCUCAUCCGGCGACUUCAAGCCCAGUUUCAACAGUUUACGCACAUUCUGGGUUGAACUCCAAAGGAGAGUUGUUGACCCUCAAGGCAUCUUUAAUGUGGCACCAGAAUUAGGUAAAUCCUAAGUCAGAUGAGGAAGUUGCUAGACAAUUGUUUUGGUAUAUAUUGAUUCAGAACACUGCUUCAACAUCGAUUUUGUACAUGCAAUGACUUCACAAAACUUUUGAGUUGUCCUUCAUUUAGAAUCUGUGGAAGAAAAAAAGCAUAGGAAAGGUAGAUCUCUGAGUUAAGUUUCCAACUAUUUAAGAAUCAUAUCAAUCCGAUAUUGGAGUUGGAAGUUAUGACUUGAUCUUCAGACAUGGCAUGUGUGCUUCAGGAAACUGUUUCUGCACAUGCAUCGGAUUCAAGCUGAACCUGCACUGAACCUGAGUUGAAAGUGUAAACAUGAAAGUUGUAGCUUUCAUAUUGAAAAAGAAUCAAGUUAAUCAGAGAUUAGACAGAGAAAUAUGAUCGUUUUAGUGAGCAAAGGUUGGGUUGCCAGCUGCUGGAUCAUGGAACAGGUUAGCUGGUUGGAAUUAGGUCCAUUUUGGCUAGGAGCAAAGUGAACAGUAAUCGGAUCACCGGUUGCUCAAACAAGACGAGCAGUUCUACCUAGAACAUGUGAUUUUGUGGUUUUAAGUGGCUUUUUGGAUUGUGGGAUAUAUAAGGGAGGAAUGGCUUCAAGAGAGAACUAUAGGAGAUGCCUUUAAGCUUGAGAGGAGUGAUUUAUGAGGAGAGGAAGCUCAAAGAGGAGGAACCCAAGAAUCCUCAAUCUUCCAUGUUCCAUUUAUGCUUCCAAGCAUUCAAGUGAAGAGUUGUGUUGUGCUCUCAAGAAGACAUUGAAGGGUUUAUGAAGAAGGCUCAAUGAAGGUUUGGCUUUCUCAAGAACAUUAGUUGAAGUUCUACACAUGUUUUUUUUUUAAGUGUUAGUUGUGUUGAGAAGAAGAAGAUGAAGAAGAAGAAGAAGUAGAAGAAUAGGAAGAACACAAAACCUAGGGUUUGUGGUUCUUGAGAGAGACGCUUCAUGUGCACUUGCUCUGGCAGAUACCAUGCUCGGUUGAGAAGAAGCAAAAGAGGAUGGAAGAAAACAAUGUAAUGCAUUAGUGAUUGGAGAUGUAUAGUUGACAGCAUCUCUGGAGGUUACCAUCUAUUUUAUUUGAAUGUAGGGUAUGUGUUUGAUAUAUUGCCUAAGUGAAUACUUGCAUUAUAUUGGGGGCGGGAUUUGUAUAUGUAUGAGUUUGCGAUUGGGAAUGUGGGCACAUUGCUUUGUGGAUGUAAGAACACUGCCAAACCAUGUAUAUCUCCGUCUUGUGGUGCAUGCUCAUCGUAUAUUUGCAUUGUAUAUUAUUUUCUGCAGGGUGGUUUGUGGAGGAUGGAUUAUGUGAUGAGUGGUCGGUUGGUGAUAGCCCCAGCUAGUGAUAGUUGUAUGUUUUUGCUGUAGGGUGAUACAUAUGUUGUAUACAUUGGUAGACUUGGCCGCAUGGUUGUGACUGUAUGUAAUUGCGAGGUGAG